GCGGUUGAAGCUGUACCUGCUACAGUUGGUGCAAGCGCUCAAGCACGAGAACUGGGUGGUGGACACAGAUGCGGACAGUCGAGAGAGCGAAUUGGCCGCGUUUCUCAUCUCUCGCUCAGUACAGAACUUCACUCUGGGCAACCGCUUCUAUUGGUAUCUUACGGUCGAAAUGAAUGACGACAACAUCGCCAACAAGGAACACACGCAGAUGUACACUGCUGUGCGGCAGGCGUUCACCACAGAGCUGGAGAAGACACCAGGCAGCGCCGAGAUGA
Messenger RNA from Sphaeroforma arctica JP610, 275 nucleotides. RefSeq lists its product as hypothetical. The record is from RefSeq and is a predicted model, not a curated record. NCBI's taxonomy places the organism in Eukaryota, Ichthyosporea, Ichthyophonida. The transcript is spliced from 3 exons. The annotation marks the transcript as partial.